GUGUUUUGGACUAUAAAGCUAGUGAGGACCCAGUGACCCUCAGCCCUACGUGACCAGCUACAAUCAAUCAGAGACCAUCAGCAAGCGGGUUACCGUUCCAUCAUGGCCCUGUGGAUGCGCCUCCUGCCCCUGCUGGCCUUCCUCAUCCUCUGGGAGCCCAGCCCUGCCCACGCUUUUGUCAACCAGCACCUUUGUGGUUCCCACCUAGUGGAGGCUCUCUACCUGGUGUGUGGGGAACGUGGCUUCUUCUACACACCCAAGUUCCGCCGUGGCGUGGACGACCCACAAAUGCCACAACUGGAGCUGGGUGGCAGCCCAGGAGCAGGGGAUCUUCAGGCCUUGGCCCUGGAGGUGGCCCGGCAGAAGCGCGGCAUUGUGGAACAGUGCUGCACGGGUAUCUGCUCCCUCUACCAGCUGGAGAACUACUGCAACUAGGAUCCACCACCACCCCGCCCACCCUCUGCAAUGAAUAAAACCUUUGAAGGAGCA
Psammomys obesus (fat sand rat) is the source of this 489-nucleotide messenger RNA. It is a transcript of the gene Ins, whose product is annotated as insulin. Gene Ontology annotation, cellular component: extracellular region. NCBI's taxonomy places the organism in Eukaryota, Metazoa, Chordata, Mammalia, Rodentia, Muridae. Gene Ontology annotation, molecular function: insulin receptor binding; hormone activity. Bases 103 to 435 code for a protein of 110 amino acids. The transcript is spliced from 3 exons. The record is from RefSeq and is a predicted model, not a curated record. Gene Ontology annotation, biological process: positive regulation of protein secretion; glucose homeostasis.